Vigna unguiculata (cowpea) is the source of this 2293-nucleotide messenger RNA. RefSeq names its product sororin-like protein. The record is from RefSeq and is a predicted model, not a curated record. NCBI's taxonomy places the organism in Eukaryota, Viridiplantae, Streptophyta, Magnoliopsida, Fabales, Fabaceae.
AUCCUUUAAUUUAGUUCCUCGGUGUUAAUAACAUAUAUCAGCGUGAAAAGCAAAUUGAUAAAAUAUUCACUGUAUUAAGGAUUACUUGUACAUUUUCAGGUGAGAGUAAUACUUGAGAGACUAAAAAGAUGGUUUGUCAAGUAGAUUGGGGUGCCAACUUGUAAGGUUGAACAGUAAUGAGAUUGGGUAGCAGUUGUUAAGACUAUUUUAUGGCAAGAAUGUUUAAUUUGUUUUGACUUUAUAAUGUUGGGAGACAUUUAUCAGAAAUAUGAGAUUUUUAAACCAGAUAUCAACUUUCUAUGUUAUUUUCAUAAAGAAAGUCUGCGUAUUGAGCAAAAAUUGUAUGAAUUCUUAUUAAGGAGUCAUGUGUGGUUAAUCAGAAUAAGAUGAAAAGUAAGAAUUGUUCAUCAAGUCACUCUCAUAGUUGCUUUGAUAGCUAGCUGAGUAUGUGGGACCUGAGCAAUGAUAGGACGCUACGCUCAGCAAUGACUAGCUUUGAUCAACAAAAUGAAUAUGGAGCAAUUUGUAUUGAAUUCUGGAUUCCUACAGCCACACCUUUCAUAAGUUCUAACUAUCGCUUUGGAGAUUGUACAAAAUAUAAACCAUAUAUUUUGGAAGCAUCAGAAGUCAUGAUAUAAUUUGGGGGUCCUUUAUCUAUUAAUGACUGGAAGGGAAGAAAAAUAACAUGUGCAAGGGCGGCAAUGAAUGCUUAAGGAAUUUAUUGACAGUGGUAAGGUGUUCCAACAGUGGGUCCAAGACAAAAACUGAAGGAGGAAUGAGAGAGAGGUGCAAGAUUGGUGUAGGAAGAAGAUUAAAUGAAGAAAAUAAAGACAAAUAGGUCAUUUCACUCCGGGGGAGUGCAGGUUGAAUUGUACGGAGAUCAAACAAAUCUUAGGAAAGAGACACGAGGGAAAAUGACAACAUUGACAGGCAUAUUUAUUAAAUAGGGAGAUCAAACAUUUAUUGAACUUUUUAAUUCAUGUUUUGAAAAUUUUUAGAUUUUUCCUUUAAUCUCAACUUAUAUUUAAUCAUAACUAUGUUUUGUAUAUGGGUAACACAUCUUAUCAAGACUAGGUAUCAUUUGAUAUAAAAUUUAACAUGUAAUACAUAUAACACAUAAAUAAAAUGAUUUUGACAUUUUUUUCCAUCAUAUAUAACAAUUACUACUUUAGUUCUUUUAUUUCUAGAUCAAGACUCCACUUAAAGGAAACUUAACUUAUUCAACAAAAAAUUGUGAACUUCAUAUAGUUUUUUAAGAAAUCUUCCAUUGUGGCAUAAUUUCUUUACGAAAUUAGAGGAGUGAAAAAAUCGACAAAUGUCAAAUGAACUUGGAUAUAAUUAAAAGGAACAUAACAUAACACAACUUUUACCUUGAGUUGAAAAUUUUUCAGACCCAUCUUCUUUUUGGAUUAAACUUUACCUGAAAAUCAAUUUGAACUCAAAUAAAUCCUAUAGACACAUUUAAAGUGGCACUGAAAAAGAAUUCAUGGAAACGGCAUUAGCAAAUGGUUGUUUUCCAACUGUCAUUUCCCGCCACCACGAGAGACAAUAUAACAGAAAAAAGCAUGAGAAGUGGGAGUGAGUGAUUUUCACACUCUCAGAAACUCAAUCGUUGAAAUGAAAAACGCUAAUGGCAGGGAAAGAAAACGAAAACCUCUUUCCGAUCUCAAUGUUUCCAACCUCCUUCCAUCAUCUUCUUCCUCCUCCACAAUCGAUUCCAGACGCGGUACUGUUGGCCUUGAUGUUUCUGAGCCAAUUUCAGCAUUCUGCACCCGAAUACAUACUUUGAAUGAAAAGAAAAGGAAUGCAAAAAAGGAAAUAGCCAAUUCAAAAAUCUCUAAGAUUCGGGACAAAAGUGAUGGAGUUGAACUUGAAGGUUUGGGUCUACGUAAGGCUAGGAUUUUAACAGUUUCUUGCAAGAAGAAGAAGAGUGCUGUGUCGUAUGAAGAAGACGUGUCCAAAGAUGCCCAACUUCAAGAUUAUAUUGAAAAACAAAAUGCCUACUUUAAAGAGGUUGAUGAAUUUGAACUACCAGAAGAGGAGGUUGAAUCUGUUCAUGAACUGGAUUAAGAGGAACGUAGAGCAGCAGUGGGACUGGCAGCUUGAGUCUCCUAAUCCUUGUUUUGGUUCUAAUGAAAAUGUGAUGUAACCAGGUUAAUGUAUAAAUGUGAGACAGUAAGUUCAGGACAAUCUUCCCAAUUUUCUAAUCUAGAAAUCAAAGAAAAGGUGUUUGACCCUGACCAGUUAUAAUUAACACUUUAAUUGGCCUUGGAUUUUUUUUUUUUUCACUUUU